AUGCAAUUUGGUGGACCAAUGAGAGCAAAGGAAAUCUGUGUCAUAUAUAUGAUAUCGCGUAAGACCUGCGCAAGUGCAGUGCUGGCCUUUCGACCAUAUAUAAGCAAGGGUAACCAGCCCGCGGAGUUAUUUUGCUUCAUAGCUUUACUUCUUCCUGCCACACAUCGCUUUCAGUCCUUUCGCUACCUUCGUUCAGUUAACACGCCCUCGCCAUGUAAAACCGUCAAACUGGCGCGCUACUCAGAGUCCACCACCGUGGUGGUGGCUGAACCCGUAAACGAAGAGGCGGACUCUGAGAGCAAAACAUGUGGGAAGAUCUUAGUGUUCCUAUCCUGGGUACUCGUUUGUUUGACUAUGCCCUUUUCCCUCUUCAUCUGCUUUAAGGCCGAGGACGAUGCUUCAUUAUUUAUACCCCGCAGAACGCUAUGCACCGUCGGGUCUGGUUCUGGUCAGGCGACAAAUGCCCUUACUCCCCGUAUGCAGACUAGCGCUUACGGUGGCACUUCGGGCGUCGUUGAUCGAGAGAUGAUCAUAUCUCGAUCCCCGACGCCCGGAGUGUCGCCUAAGCGGCAUCUUCAACAUAUCUGA
Molecule: messenger RNA, 588 nt
Organism: Spodoptera exigua (beet armyworm)
Lineage: Eukaryota; Metazoa; Arthropoda; Insecta; Lepidoptera; Noctuidae
Source: the annotation of a GenBank genome assembly